This is a messenger RNA of Conger conger (European conger), 4644 nucleotides long. RefSeq names its product abl interactor 2-like. Bases 36 to 1697 code for a protein of 553 amino acids. Gene Ontology annotation, molecular function: SH3 domain binding. The transcript has 12 exons. The record is from RefSeq and is a predicted model, not a curated record. Gene Ontology annotation, cellular component: lamellipodium. Lineage: Eukaryota; Metazoa; Chordata; Actinopteri; Anguilliformes; Congridae.
GAGUGCUGUGCAUCGGUGUGCUGAAAGAUGUAAAGAUGGCGGAGCUACAGAUGCUCUUGGAAGAGGAGAUUCCAGCUGGUCGGAGAGCUUUGCUGGACAGUUUUACUAAUCUCGAAAGGGUUGCGGAUUACUGUGAGAACAACUAUAUACAGUCGGUGGAUAAGCACACCGCCCUAGAAGAAACCAAAAACUACACCACUCAGUCCCUGGCCAGUGUGGCCUACCUGAUCAACACCUUAGCCAACAAUGUCUUGCAAAUGCUGGACAUCCAGGCCUCCCAGCUGCGGCGCAUGGAGUCCUCCAUCAACCACAUUUCACAGACAGUGGACAUCCACAAAGAGAAGGUGGCCAGGCGGGAGAUUGGCAUCUUGACCACCAAUAAGAACACUUCCCGCACACACAAGAUCAUCGCUCCAGCCAAUCCGGAGAGGCCGGUCCGCUACAUUCGCAAGCCGGUGGACUACAGCGUGCUGGAUGACAUCGGUCAUGGGGUGAAGUGGUUACUUAGGUUCAAGGUCAGUGCCCAGAACAUGAAGAUGGGCGGUCUUCCCCGGACCACCCCGCCCACCCAGAAGCCUCCGAGCCCUCCGGUGUCAGGGAAAGGAACCAUUGGGAGGCACUCCCCCUAUAGGACGCUCGAGCCAGUGCGCCCCCCGGUGGUCCCUAACGACUAUGUCCCCAGCCCCACACGCAGCGCCGUGUCGGUUAACCAGAGGAACCGCACGUACAGCAGCGGCAGCAGCGGCGGGAGCCACCCCAGCAGCCGCAGCAGCAGCCGCGAGAACAGCGGGAGCGGGAGCAUCGGCGUGCCCAUCGCCGUGCCGACGCCCUCCCCGCCCAGCUCUUUCCCAGCCUCUGCCACUGGGGUGGCAGGUACCCCCCCGGCCCAGCCCAACCAUGCUCCACCCCCCUCCUCUGCUUCCUCUACUUCCGCUCCCUCUACCCUGCCCAAAGCUCCCCCUCCAGCCCCUGACCCUUCACAAACCCCACCGGCCGAGGCCCAGCCGGCUCCCGCCAACCCUCCCCUUUCCUCUCUGCCCCCCUCACCUGCUGCUGCCACCACCACCACCUCUACCACUACUGCCACCCCUGCACCAGGCACAGCUCCUCAGUUCUACAGUAUGAAUCGUCCGGGGUCCCGGAACAACCCAUCUACAGUUGGGGGGUCCCUUCCGUACCGCCGCCCCCCCUCUGUGACGGGCCAGCCCAACUUCCCUCAGAAUCAGCUCAAUGGAGGACCUUACUACAACCAGAGCCAAGCCUCGCUCGUCCCCCCUCCCCCCUCCGUCCUGCAGGCCACUCCGCAGCUCCCUCUGAUGGGCUUUGUGGCUCGGGUUCAGGAGACCAUUUCGGAUGCUUCCCCUCCCCCGCCCCCCGAGGAAGAGGCGCCUUUCGAGGAGCCGAACCCGCCGCCCCCGCCUCCGGAGGAGUUUGAGGACGAGGAGUCUGCGGUGGUGGAGUACAGCGACCCUUACGCCGAGGAGGACCCCCCGUGGGCGCCUCGCACGUACCUGGAGAAAGUGGUGGCGAUCUACGACUACGCGAGGGACAAGGAGGACGAGCUGUCCUUCCAGGAGGGCGCCAUCAUCUACGUGAUCAAGAAGAACGACGACGGCUGGUACGAAGGUGUGAUGAGCGGAACCACGGGCCUGUUCCCCGGCAACUACGUGGAGUCCAUCAUGCACUACGCUGACUGAAGCCCAGAGGGCGCUCCCACCCCCUCCAGCUCCACACACCUACUAUACAUAUAUGUGUAUGUAUGUACGUGUGUGUGUAUAUAAGUAUAUACACACAUGCUUAAGAUAUAAGAUAUACAUAUAUUUAAGAUUUGUAUAAGUACAGUGGUGAGUAAAGUUUGGGAAGAGAGAGGUGUGAGAAGUGAAAACCAUCAAAUAAUGAUAAUUAUGUUUCAAAUGAAGUCUAUAGUUGUAAUAAAGCAAAAAAAACCCUUUGUAUAUCCUUAUGUUGAUAUGGGUUGAAGUGAGGUUCUGAAGUGAGUGUUUUAGCCCUUUUUUUUUUCUUUUUUUUUUGCAUUUGAGUUCUGUUAUGCAGGACGACUAUACUCUGCCAGCAUUUGGUUCUGCCUAUAGCUGGUGUGUUAUGGGGGGGUAAAUGCAAAGUGCGCAGGGUUUACAGAAAACAACAAAGAAGACAAUUGGGAGCAGGGAUUUGGAUCAGCGUGACAUUUGUGAAUAUGGCUUCAGUGUGACUCUACUCUAGUGGUAGAACAACAGCAACAUUGUGGGUAGGCCUUCGGAGACUCAUUGCAAUAGUUCAAUAGUUGAGAAUGACAGUAUGAAAAGCUAUUGUCGUAUCAAUUUAAUCUGACAUCGCAGACAUUCAGACUAAAAUGUGUGGGAUAUUCUCUUAAUCUGUCAGAUUAAAUGUAAUGUCAAGGCCUUAUUAACACGUGUGGAAUUCUUGGCUUGGUUGACGAGGAGUCUGCUUUAGUUAUGAAAGAGGAAGCUAAAGUGUGGGAGUAUUUCCAAUUUAACCCUUUUCUCCCCUGACUAUCUUCUAUCAGAAAUUGAGGCUUCAUUGUCUCGACAGUUCAUCAUAUUGAAAAUAAAUUUUAAAAGCGUAUCUAGAGUACACAGCCUAUUUGGACUGUGGUACAAUUUCUGUUCUUUUGGCUCUACUCCAUUGGAUUUGAAAUUAAAUGAACAAAUUAAUGAAUGUGAGGUUAAAGUGCAAUCCUUUAAUUUGAGGAUGUUUACAUCCAUAUCAGGUAAUCUGUGUAGGAAUUACACCCAUUUUUAUACAUAGUCCAUUUUAGGGGACCAAAAGUAAUCGGACAGUUGUUUCCAGUGUAUUCAAUCACUUCCUUAGUGCACGUAUAAGAGCUGAGGGCAUAAGAAAUGGAGGGAAUGUGUUAUAGAAAGGGAUGUAUUUCCUACCCGAUAUGGAUGGAAAUACCCUUAAAUGCACUUUAACCUCAUUCAUGGUUUCAAAUCCAAUGUGCUGGAGCACAGAGCCAAAAGAACGGAAAUUGUACCAGUGUCUAAAUACAACACUGAGACAUGCAAAUUAAAUACUUUCAUGUUUCAUAACAUCACAUUCUUAAGUCAUGUUAAUCUGGCAGAGUGGUCCUGGAUCACCCCAGAUUUACAGUAUACAGGAGGUCAGGGUCUGGUCUUAUAGCCGAUUGGAUUUUUCGUUCAAAGUUUCCCGGAAGAUGCCGUUAGUCUCCAGAUGGGUCCUGCGGUCGAGUAUUCCCACCCAAGUAAAGCAGAAAUGUGAAUUGCAUUGAGAAUGUGAUUCAGAUUGUAAUGGCCUUUUUCCCAGCCUCCCAAGUCGACCCAGGGGUCUUUUGUCUCUUUCUGAAGGGAUGGGUAUCUGUCAACCUUCACAAAUCCAGUAUGCAGUACUAAAUUAUGUAAAGUAUGUUGUUAGCUUUGAUGCUUAUUUUUGUACAUUUAUAAGGGUUUUCUUUUUGUUGUUUUCAUUUUUUUUUCUGGUUCAAAGCUAUCGUGUUGUGGAUUUCUCCAAAAUGACCAAUUCAUUUCGAGAUAAAUGAAUAUAGUGCUACAUACAGAGCAUGCUGAAAUAAAACGGAUAUUUCAAUUUUUUUGUUUUUUUCACCUGCUGACUUCACAUUGGUCGAUGUGUUAUGAAGCAGCUUUUCUUUUCAUCAUUAGUGGCUAGUGCUUGUACUAUUCAUGCAAAAAGAGUAUACAGUCUGAUAUUCAAGAUGUGAAGGAAUAUUUUGUGCCAUAUUGUAAUAUUGUUUCAUAUGUUUGUGAUACUUUGACCACAAGUCUUUUUUGUUCUGUUUGUUCUGAGUCCCAGUGUUCUGAGUCAGAAGUGGUUUGGAAUCAGUCAUUGGUCAACUGUAAUAUUAAUGGACACUUGCAUUUAAAAUAUUUAUAUGUACAUAUAUAUUUACAGAGAAUAUGGGAAAUUUACAGUAUACCUUCCCAGUAUUGUUUAUACAUGAAUUUGAGUUGGGAAAAUAAAAUAAAUGUUACAUUUCAUGUUGCAGAGGACUGUUUUGAUACCUAAGAUUUGAUCACUUUAAUAAUAAGACAGUUGAAGGAGAAUUAUAUUUCGCUCCAGUAAUUCUGGGGGGAAUGUUAUGGUUUGAAAGGUGUACAUUUGCAUUCUCAACUGAAAGCACACUCUUUUGUAGAAGUGACAAUUUAAGACGAUUCUGUGAAAUAUAAAAUAUAAAUUAGAAUUAAUUUAACUUAAAAUAUACCUUAAAAAUUAGUCUCCCCCCAAAUGGAAUACAUUGACUUUCCAUGCUGUAUCAAAUUUUUGCAUAUUUCAAAAAUAUACAUCAUAAGUUGUUACACAGACUGUAUGUGUGUGCAUACAUAUGCAUUUGCAUUUGUACGAUUAGAUGGAGCUUAGCCAUGUGCUGAGGGUGUAUUUCUGUAUUUCAACGAUUUUCCUGAGAGUGGGUCUAUUCUUGUGACUCUUGCAUGUUCUUAAUUUGUGGUUUUGCACCUAGUGAUCUCUGCAGCAGAGUGGCCAGAGCACUGUCUCAGCUGGACACCAGGCAGGGCUGCAAGCGCCUACCUCGUCCACACAGAUUGUAAAUGUGUGACCCUUGCCCUUUGACCCAGGGCUUGAGGGCAUAGGUCAAAGUAAUGGGCACAGAAACCAAUAUUUUGAGAUAAGUACAAUAAAAUGUUAUUGGAA